Ctenopharyngodon idella (grass carp) is the source of this 1935-nucleotide messenger RNA. It is a transcript of the gene hexa, whose product is annotated as hexosaminidase A (alpha polypeptide). Gene Ontology annotation, molecular function: beta-N-acetylhexosaminidase activity. NCBI's taxonomy places the organism in Eukaryota, Metazoa, Chordata, Actinopteri, Cypriniformes, Xenocyprididae. The record is from RefSeq and is a predicted model, not a curated record. Gene Ontology annotation, cellular component: membrane. Bases 144 to 1526 code for a protein of 460 amino acids. The transcript has 12 exons. Gene Ontology annotation, biological process: carbohydrate metabolic process; glycosaminoglycan metabolic process; ganglioside catabolic process.
CCUAGCUCAGUUCAGGUCAGCUGAACAAAAACACUAGCUACCUGUCAUAUGACUCGUGUUUUCACAGUUCCAGCGCUUUUCCCUUGUAGAAUGCACAAACCUGCAGUCCGACAGCACUGAAACACGACUGAAGUGACAGUAACAUGGCUCACACCGGCACGUACUCUCAUCGUCUGCAGGUUUGGCUCUUAUUAGCAGUUGUCAGUCUCACAGUGGAGCAGGUGGAUGGAGUUUGGCCGCUGCCUCAGCAGAUCCUUCAGUCCGCGGACAGAUACAGUCUGAGUCCACAGCUCUUCUCCUUCACUUACGGAAAAGAUUCGGCUGCGCAGACUGGAUGCUCCGUCCUGGAUGCUGCUUUCAAAAGAUACUUCUCCAUCAUAUUCCCUGACUUUACAAAGGGAACAGACAGUGUGCUUCGUUACUUGUGGUCAGAGCCAAAACCCUUUGUGGUGUCGGUGAGCGUCAAAAGCAGAGAAUGUGACGGCUACCCUGACGAAGAUUCAGAUGAGAGCUAUAACCUGAGUGUGUCUGAUGGCCAGGCUGUUCUGAGAUCAGCGACUGUAUGGGGUUCUCUGAGAGGUCUGGAGUCCUUCAGUCAGCUUGUGUACCAGGAUGAUUAUGGCUCUUAUUUUCUCAACAAGACAGAGAUUGUAGACUUCCCACGUUUUGCAUUUAGAGGGCUUUUACUGGACACUUCAAGGCAUUAUUUACCCCUCCAUGCUAUUUUGAAGACCCUGGAUGCCAUGGCCUACAGUAAACUCAACGUCUUUCACUGGCACAUCGUGGAUGACCCUUCCUUCCCAUAUCAGAGCCGCACCUUUCCUGACCUCAGUAAUAAGGGAGCUUUUCAUCCGUUUACUCAUAUCUACACGCAGUCAGAUGUGAUGAGAGUGAUUGAACAUGCUAGAAUGAGGGGCAUCAGAGUCGUACCUGAGUUUGACUCGCCUGGACACACUCAGUCAUGGGGGAAAGGACAGCCAGACCUCUUGACACCUUGUUACAAGGGAGAUGUGCCCACUGGUUCAUUUGGACCUGUCGAUCCAACAGUAGACACCACUUAUAAGUUCAUGGAACGCCUUUUGAAAGAGGUGAAAUUUGUCUUUCCUGACUCAUAUGUUCACUUAGGAGGGGAUGAGGUCAGUUUUGCCUGCUGGCAGUCCAAUCCUAAUGUGCAAAAGUUUAUGGAAAAGAUGGGCUUUGGGAAGGAUUUUACCAAACUGGAAUCAUUCUAUAUGGAGAGUAUAAUGAACAUGACCGCCGCUCUCAACAAAACCUCUAUUGUUUGGCAAGACGUGUUUGACUACCAUGAGCGAAUUCCACAGGACACAGUUCUGGAGAUCUGGAAGGGUGAACAUUACCAGGCUGAACUGAGCAAAAUGACCAAGGCCGGGCACAGGGUUCUGCUCUCUGCCCCCUGGUACAUCAACCACAUCAGCUACGGCCAGGACUGGCGUAUUUCCUACGCAGUGCAACCCCAGAAUUUCUCCGGGACAGAAGAGGAAAAUAAGUUAUUUUUUAUUGAUUAAUUUUUUCUUUUUACCUUUAUUUUUAUUUCAGUUUUAGUAUUUUUAGUGCUUAAGCUUAAACUUUAUUUCAUCUUAUUUUCAGUUAGUUGCCAAGGCAGCAUUUUUUAUUUGCGUUUAAUUUUUUUUUAAGUUUUAAGUUUUACAAUUAAGUUGUACACUUUUAAAAAUACAAAUUUCAAAAGAGAGUUUUCACAGCGAUGCCAUAGAAGAACCAUUUUUGAUUCCCCAAAGAGCUUUUAAGUGAACACUUCCUGAAAGAACCAUUAUUUUCUUAGUGUGAAGAACAUUUUAAAGAACCUUUUUCCCACUAUAAGGAACCUUUUGUGGAAUGGAAACAUUCCAAGAGUUCUUCAUGAACUAUAGAUGCUAAUAAAGAACCUUUUUUUUUUUUUUAGAGUGUAUCUGAUUA